Molecule: messenger RNA, 195 nt
Organism: Babesia microti strain RI
Lineage: Eukaryota; Apicomplexa; Aconoidasida; Piroplasmida; Babesiidae
Product: high mobility group protein B4, putative (HMGB4)
Exons: 2
Coding region: 1-195 (64 amino acids)
Source: RefSeq, a predicted model, not a curated record
AUGGAUAGCAAUGUAGGGGCCAUUGGAUAUCGACUUUUUUGCAACGAACAAAUCCCAGCUAUUAAACAGAGAAUCGAACUAGAAACUGGUAGAAAGGCUAAAGUAUCUGACUUGCAGAAAGAGUUAUCAACAUUAUGGAAAAAUCUAACAGAACAAGAAAGACAGGUAAUCGACCACUUUUAUAUAUAUUUGUAA